CCCGCCUGCGCCCGGCCGCCGCAUCGGAAUGGGGUAUAUGUUCUUUAGCCAUGGGAAUGAUAAUAAUCACUGACUCGGUGGUGAGCUGCUGCUCUACGGUUUCGCGGGCGUUUUCGCAGAAACGGGUGAGGUCGGUUUGCGAAAUCAAAUAAGUGAUGCGUCCGGGUUGCGGCGGCCACGUUCCGAAAUGGUUAUUUCGCAAUAAACUUGUGGCGCCUCUGACCUAGAUUACGCCACGAGCUUUUAAUUAUGCCACUGUGCUGCUGCUGGAUAACUUGGGCGCGGUUAAGUCCCUUUUGAGGGCCGAGCGGCAGGGCCCGACUGCGGGCCUGCUACUAUACACUGCGGACGGGGACGUCGCACAUGUGCGGGUUUAUUGUUAAUUUAAAAAGCUAUGUCGCCCUGUCUGACGUGGGCCUUUUUUUCUGUUUGCAGGGAGGGGCCGGAGGAGCGCGUGAGCGUGAGCAUGACGCCCUCCUCGCCCCCGACCACGCUGCCGCUGCUCACGCUGUGCCUGGCGCUGGCGGCGGGGGUGGGGACCAGCUCCGGGUCGGGGGCGGCGGGGGUCGCCGUGCAGGGGGGCGGCGGGCCGCCCGCCGCGCCGCCCCCGCCGCCCACGCCGCACGACAACGCGACGGCCGCCGCCACCGCCCGGCCCGCCGUCAAGGACCACGGCUUCGGGCUGGGCCUGGGCUACGGCCGCGGCGGGCUGGACGGCAUGCUCGCCGCCGUGUUCAAUAAGGUGGCCAAGGGCACGACGGCCACCCCAAUGACAACGCGGCCGCCGCCCGCGCCGCCCACCACCACGGCGGCGCCCACCACCACCACCAGGGGGCCGCCGAGCACCACGGCGCGGCCCGCCACGCCUCCGCAGCCCACCGAGAUGGUGCCGCUGCGACCGCCGCCGCCCAUGCCGCCGUCGCUGGAGGCUGGGCUGGCGGCCGUCGGCGGCGCCAAUCCAACGCGCCGCGCUCCGCACCCGCUGCCAGACUACGCGCCGCCCAACCGGCCGCCACCGCUGCCCGCCGAGUACAACCCCUUCGCCAACAAGGCCAUCCUCAGGGGCAGCCAGUCGGAGAUCGGCAGCGCGACGCCCGGCCGCAAGCAGCACCCGCAGCUGCUACCGCCCCGACCGCUGGACGAGCUCAUCCCGCUACGCCCGGUCAACACGCCCAGUCAGGGCGGCGGUGGCGGUGGAGGCGGCGGCAAGGGCUCCGGGGAUGCGGCACUCCCCGCCCCGGAGGCGCCCCGGCCGGAGCGGCCCCCGGAGCGGAGCCCGGAGCGCUCGGGCGGCAAGCACCACCUCGACAGCCACAUCCACACGGUGGCCUCGGCACCGGCUCCGGCCCCAGCCCUGUCUCCCAUCGGCCACCACCAGGGCGGCGGGGCCGGCGGCCACGGCGGAGGCCACGGACACGGCCACCACGGCAACGGCCACGACCACGCCCUCAAGGCCGCCAAGCCCACCGAGCUGCUGGAGCAGGUCAACAAGGACUCCAUCAUCGACGUGCAGGCCGGCGUGGCCGUGGUGGCGGACCCCGCCAUCCACCGGGACGAGGACAACCGGGACAAGGUGCGUAGCAGCGCGCAGAGAGCCGACGACGACUUCGCCAGACUUUUGGAUCGGCCUAAUCGACCGAACCGAAUCAUAUCGUUUGACGAGCUAAAGGAUUAAUUUUCCGGCCCGCGGACGUGCCGGGUGGCCUGAAAGGAGACGAGCGGGACGAGCUUGAUUAAGGGCGGGACCGACACAGCUCGGGGGAGCGGCGCGCAGCGGGUC
Frankliniella occidentalis (western flower thrips) is the source of this 1780-nucleotide messenger RNA. RefSeq lists its product as uncharacterized. The record is from RefSeq and is a predicted model, not a curated record. NCBI's taxonomy places the organism in Eukaryota, Metazoa, Arthropoda, Insecta, Thysanoptera, Thripidae. The coding region runs from base 395 to 1675 and encodes 426 amino acids. The transcript has 3 exons.